GGGAUUUUAUUUUGAAACAUCCGAGCAGAAGUGUUGUUGUGCGCGCCGUCUGACCGGAGAGUCACUCUGCGAGGACAAGAGCAAGACGCGCCGAUGAGGUCCUGACAGAAAUGGCCGCUACAGGAUUGUGUUGCUCCAGGCUUGAGGAACCGAAGGCGCUGAUGAAGAUGGGCCUGUGCAUGCUCCUCCUCGGCCACGUCAACUUCCUGCUGGGAGCGCUGGUGCACGGCGUGGUGCUCCGACACAUCAACCUCCACAAGCAGGCCCGCGCCAUGGAGUACGCCAUCUCCAACGUGGUGGCGCUCACCUCCGGCCUGGUGGGAAUUGUCGUUGGCAUCCUGGCUAUCAUCCUGUCUAAGAACAAGAGGAGUAGAGGCCUGACGUGGUCACUUUUCACCGUCAGUUUGGCGUCAGCAGUCAUGGCGACGGCCUCGGCAAUCGGACUCCUCGUGUCCGUGGUGAGGGCCAUCCUUCAUGGUGGGCGGAGCCUGCUGACUCACUGCCGCUUCCCCGACGCCACUGGCUACUCCAGCAUCACCAACGAGUGUCCCUUCGACCCCACUCGCAUCUACAGCACCACUCUGAUCCUUUGGCUGCCUCUGAUCGUGACUUGUAUCACCCAGAUGGUGUUUUCUGCCCAGUGCUUGGCCACCUGCACUUCCUUCCUGGGCCUGCCUUGCUGCCCUACCAGAAAGUCCCCCAUAGACUAUGGCAGAUCGAUCAAUGUGGUGCGGCCGAUCGAGGAAGCCGCCCCCUCCCUCUGCAGAGUGCCGUCUAGGGGCUCCAGUGAACCGCCGACGCUCCACGCUGGGCCUCCGAGGAGCCACCGCGAGCCUCCGAAGCGGUACACUGCACCUCCGAGAGAGCUGCACCGACCUCCGCCCCCUCCCCGUCAGCACCGGAGCCUUCCUCCCUCCGAGAGACAGCCUCUCCACCAGCCACACAGAGAAAGGCCAGAAACGACUCGGGCCGGCGGCCAGCAGAGGCCACCGGAGCAACACCAGCUGCUGGAGAGAGGUGCGCUGCAGAGGUCCAGCUUCUGGAUUUAGGCACGUUCGACAGACGGGAGCUUUUGUCAAAUAUGAAACUCACAACCCUGCUUUCCUGUCGGUACCUCCAAGCUCUGGACUCUGCGGGUGUCUUUUAUUUAGCAGUGCAUUGGACUUAAGAUCAAUUCUGAUGCAUGGACUUUUUCUGCAGCUCACAGGGUCUUUGCACUGUGGGGAAUCCCUGUUUGGUUAACUUGUAGGUUGUUUUUUUUGCAUAUGAUGGUUGAAUUAUUCCUCAGGAUAGAAAGAUGAAACAAAUCCUUUCAAGUGAGGACAUGGUUAAAGACAUAGUUUGACACUUUUGGGAAAAUGUUUUUUUCUCUGUAGUUAGGACGUGGUUAGUUUGUUGGAAGACCUGAAGUUGAACUAUUACACGUAUCAUGGCAGCCGGAGAUGUGGAAAGGUCCCCACAAAGGAAACAACACACAGAAUACACAGUGUGUGUGUGUUUCUGUUUUUGCAGAGGAUGGAAUCUCUAGUUUGAAUUUUUUACAUAAUUGAGAAUAAAGUGUGUGCGUGUGUGUGCGCAACUUUUCUGCAAUAAGGUCAAGAAAAACUAGUUCCAUGAGAAGCUAGUACAGUGAGAUUUUGUAUUUAUUGCCUAAGUAAAUAAAGUUUUUACUCAGAAAUUA
Scophthalmus maximus (turbot) is the source of this 1681-nucleotide messenger RNA. It is a transcript of the gene tmem54b, whose product is annotated as transmembrane protein 54b. NCBI's taxonomy places the organism in Eukaryota, Metazoa, Chordata, Actinopteri, Pleuronectiformes, Scophthalmidae. The record is from RefSeq and is a predicted model, not a curated record. The transcript has 6 exons. The coding region runs from base 111 to 1049 and encodes 312 amino acids.